Elaeis guineensis (African oil palm) is the source of this 1331-nucleotide messenger RNA. RefSeq names its product protein PIGMENT DEFECTIVE 338, chloroplastic. The record is from RefSeq and is a predicted model, not a curated record. Lineage: Eukaryota; Viridiplantae; Streptophyta; Magnoliopsida; Arecales; Arecaceae.
CAAGCGGAACAAGAUUUAGGAGGCGCUUCCAGCUGCCACCAAGAGGGCGAGGCAAAAUAAGAGAGUGAUGCAAGCCCCUUCCUCCUCUCCACUUUUCUGCCCCGUAAAUCUCUCUCCCUCUCCCUCCCCCUCCCCUUGUCCUCAACCCAAGCGAGCUCCAAGGCUUAAAGUUCCCUUCUUUCCCCAUCUCUCCCUCGUCCUCUCCCUGAAAACCCCCUUCCCGAGGCAAACACAGCUUCCGUUCUCUUCGUCUGUCGAUGGCGUCGGCAAGGAAGCCAAGGUCGAGCCCCUCGGCAAGCCGUCCCCGGUCCCAACCCUGACAACAGAAAUGGGAGGGGCCUUAGCCCCGUUCUUCAAGUUCUUUAACCAUGGGACUGACUCCGAAGCCAAGGUCGGAGAAGAAUGCGAGCCGGAGGGCACCAGAGAACCCGCCGAGGAGGAGAAAGAAAAAGAAAAGGUCGUCGGCUUUCGGGUUUAGUACUAUGGUCCGAAGCCCGGUGAUUUGGCGUCGGGGAAUGAGAACGAGGUCGACGUGAAUAUCGGCGCAAUGUUGGGGACGAUGCUGACCGAGGAUGUUUGGAACCUGUUGUGAAGGAUGUUGUGGAGUUCUUGAAUAGUGCCGGCAAAGAUGGGGAUCGUGAUUUGAGGAAGGUUGCCGGGGAGUUCUUGGUUCUUUGCCGGCAAAGACGGGGGUUGUGAAGGAUAAGGAGGCCUUGAGUGGUGGGAGGGUACCAGAAAAAGCCGGUUGUCGAGGUGGGGACGGUUCUUUUUCCCAAGGUGCUCGGUCGGAUAUUGCGCGGCGGCCGCUGUUGUCAACGAGAAGGAUGUUCCGGAGGGUCGCGUGGCACUGACCCAGGUCUGUGAGCGUUCCUUCCUAAAGCUGAGCUAAUGAACAGAAUUAAUAGUUUCACCAGUUUGAAAGAUAAUGUCUGUGAGCGUUCCUUCCUAAAGCUGAGCUAAUGAACAGAAUUAAUAGUUUCACCAGUUUGAAAGAUAAUCAGGCCAUGUUAUGCGUAAAGAAGGAAACUCUUUCAGAAGGUACUGUUCGCAAGAUUUUUACAUAUCAAGCACAAGCUAGGAUAGGUGAGACUAACAGGAGUGGGUUACGGUAUAUCUCAAACAUAACUCAUUCCCAUGUCACACCUGGAAGCAAUGUAUCAAAAAUUGAUGAGAAGGUGAAAGUUCUCCUGGUGAAGUCAACGCUUCCUGGCAAAAUUUCCCUUAGGUCUUGAAAAUGAGCUGGACUAUUUCUUUUAAACAAAGAGGUAAUGUCCCUUUAAUCUUUGCCUAUUUUGCUUUUGCUUGAUGUGAUAUAUUUUUUUUUUUGGAUA